Drosophila eugracilis is the source of this 6698-nucleotide messenger RNA. RefSeq names its product FK506-binding protein 5 (gene hlk). Bases 459 to 5153 code for a protein of 1564 amino acids. Lineage: Eukaryota; Metazoa; Arthropoda; Insecta; Diptera; Drosophilidae. The transcript is spliced from 18 exons. The record is from RefSeq and is a predicted model, not a curated record.
AGUGUCCACCAAAAUACUUUCAGUUGCGAGCGGACCUCUGCACGGAGUGGAACAAAAUCUGAAAAGCAAAGAGUACAGUCCGCGGAAAACGUUCAAUUAAUAGAAGCAAGAAGCAAUAUAUAUAAUCUAAUUUUUCUCAUAUAUACCCUACAUUUAUUUCGGCUGUGUAUAUACGAACACCGUAUAUAUGUAUCAGUGUACCAAAAGUUGUUAUACAUAAAAUAAAUUGCGAAAGAAAGAAAUACCAUUAUCAACUAAAAAUAGUGCACGAUUCUCAAAGGAAUACAAAUUUAAUAACGAAAUAAUCCCAAACGACGAGAACGAAUUAAUUGCAAAAUAUAGCCAAAAAGAGCAGACACGCGCACGCAUGUUCGAGUUAAGGGUCUAGAGUACUGUCCACACACCACAAACCGAACCGAGGAUAGAACCGUUACCGACUGUGAGUGGGCGAUCAAAGGAUGACUUUCACUCGCCUCAAGACUCUGUCGCUGCUCGUGUGUGCUCUGCUGGCACUGAGUUUUCCCGGAUAUGUGAAUGGCGCUAACAACAGCAAGAAGGGCUCGCAGCCAGCGGCUCCCGUUGAGCCGGAGGCCGUUAUCGAGGAGGUCAAUGCCAAGCAGCUGGAGAAGCUUCUGGCCGACAAGGAUUACGUGGCCGUCUUCUGGUAUGCGCGUAGCUGCGUGACCUGUGAUAAGGUUUUAGCGGAACUCGAGAAAAUCGACGAUGACACCGACUCCUUCGGUGUGGACUUUGUGAAAAUCAACGACAAACGACUGGCCAAACAGUAUGGCAUUAAGAAUUUCCCCGCCCUCACCUACUUCAGGGAAAAAGAACCCAUCAUUUACGAUGGCGAUCUCAUGGACGAGGAGGGAGUGCUCGACUUCCUUACCUCUCUGGAGGCCAUGGAUCUGCCCGAUCGCAUCGAGGAGGUCAAUGCCAAGAUAUUGCAGAAGAUCAUCGAGGACACCGAUUUCGUAGCCGUUUUAUUCUGUCCAGAUCAUGAAACAUGCCCGCCCAGGGUUAUGGACAAGCAGCAAUGCCGCAAGUGCGCCAAGGCUUUGCAGGAGCUGGAGAAUAUCGACGACGAAGCUGAUCAGCUGGGCAUUGGGUUUGUGAAAAUACACGACGAGGCCUUAGCCGAUGAAUACAAUCUUGGCAAUCUGCCAGCCUUGGUCUACUACCGCCACCAGACUCCGAUCAUUUACGAAGGUGAACUUCAGCGGGAGGAAGACGUCUUGGAAUGGUUGGUGCAGAAUAAGUCGACUGGGGACGAAGAUGAUGUUAUUGAGGACGUCACUUCGAAGACUCUGUCGACGCUGAUCAGCAAUAUCGACAACCUGGUUGUGCUAUUUUAUGAUCAUGGAAAUGACGACUCGAUGACCGUGUUGGAGGAGCUAGAGCAAAUCGACGACGACUGCGACAAGCAUGGCAUUCAGUUUGUGAAAAUCGACGAUGCCAAGGCGGCAGCCGAUUACGGAAUCGAUUCGAUUCCGGCCAUUGUUUACUUUGAAAAAGAAAUUCCAAAUGUGUACGACGGCGAUCUCAUGGACGAGGAGCAGAUUCUGAAAUGGUUGUUGGGACAGUUGGAACGGGAUGAGAUCGAGGACGUCACCGACGAAAUGCUCGACACAAUGGUCAAAGAAGGACGCGUCAUUGCAGUGCUGUUCUACGACAACAACGACAAGAAGUCCCAGAAAGUGCUCGAAGAGCUCGAGAACAUUGACGACGAAUGCGACGCGUUGGGCAUUACUUUCGUGAAGAUCGACAAUCCCGAGGAGGCCGUUGAAUAUGGCAUCAAUAAAGUUCCUAAACUGAUAUACUUUGAAAAAGGCAUUCCAACUAUUUACGAAGGCAAUCUGGAGGACGAGGAGAAGCUACUAAAAUGGCUAACGGACCAAACGAGUUCCGAUCAAAUCGAGGACAUCACCGACGAAAUGUUGGAUUUGAUCAUUGAGAAAAUGCCACACGUUGCUGUCCUCUUCUACGACAAAGACCAAAAGAAAUCACAGAAAAUCCUCGCAGAAUUGGAAAACAUUGACGAUGAGUGCGAUCAGAAUGAUAUUGCCUUUGUCAAGAUCGAUGAUGACAAGGAGGCCAAAGAAUGGGGUAUCGACGAGAUACCAUCGAUUGUACUCUUUGAACGUGGAAUUCCACACAUCUACGAGGGUGAUCUGAUGAAAGAGGACGAGCUGCUUGGCUGGUUGGUGCACCAGAAGCGCUAUUCCGAAAUUCCCGAAGUUACUGAUGAGAUGAAGGACAAAUUGGUCGAGAACACCGAACACUUGGCAGUUAUCUUCUACGACAAGGACGAUAAGCAGGAUAUGCGCAUCCUGAAUGAACUGGAGAACAUUGACGAUGAAUUGGAGAAGGAGGGAAUCGUCAUCGUGCGCAUCGAUAAUGCCGCUGAAGCCAAAGAAUACGGUCUCGAUCAUUUGCCCGCCCUCAUCUACUUCGAGAACAAGAUCCCGGCCCUCUACGAGGGUGAUUUGAUGAAUGAGGAUGAGGUGCUCGAGUGGCUCCUGGUGCAGAAGAAGACAGCUACCAUCGAGGAGGUUACCGAUGAGAUCCUGGUCAACCUGAUCAACGAGCACGAAUAUGUCGUCGUCUUCUUCACGGGACCUUGCGAGCCCGGUGAGACUUGCGACCACACUCUGAACGCCCUCGAAAGCAUCGACGAUGAGUUGGACGAGGCUGGCAUCAUUUUUGUUACCACUGAGGAUACCGGAGUCGCUAAGAAAUACAAUGUCAAGACCUAUCCCCGAUUGGUCUUCUUUAGGAACCGUGAUCCAUUGCACUUUACCGGAGAUCUGGACGACGAGGACGAAGUGUUGGCUUGGAUUACCGACGACGAAACCCUCGAGAUUCCCGGAAAAAUCGAGGAGGUCAAUGUGAAGAUGUUGGAUAAGAUCUUGGCUGAAAACGAUCACGUUGUCGUGUUCUUCUAUGCUGAGGGCGACAAGAAGGCCCAGAAGAUCCUUAACGAGCUGGAGAAUAUCGAUGACGAGUGCGAGGAAAAAGACAUUGACUUUGUAAAGACAUCCGACGAUGAUAUUGAUAAGGAAUACGAUCUGCCCGGUCUGCCGGCACUUGCAUUUUAUAGACAUAAGUUUAGAACAAUUUACACCGGUGACCUGAUGAAGGAAGAGGAAAUUCUUGAGUGGGUUAUUGACUUGCACGAGUCUACAGCUGAUGUCAUUGAGUCCGUCGAUCGUAAGACCCUGCAGGUUUUGAUCAACGAUGUUGAGCACCUGGCUGUGUUCUUCUAUGAUGACGAAUGCGAAUCGUGUUCCGAUAUCCUGGAAGAGUUGGAGAACAUCGACGAUGACACCGAUAAGCAUGGAAUACAAUUUGUUAAAUCAAAUGACGUUAAGCUGGCCCAUGAAAUCGGCAUUUUCGCAUUCCCAGCUUUGGUCUACUACGAGACAGGCGUCCCGAUUAUGUAUGAUGGUAAUCUCAAAAAUGAAAACCGUGUGCUGCAGUGGUUAGUCAAUCAAAAGAGCAAUGAUGACGGCGAGAGUGAUGAAAAAAUUGUUAAGUUGCGCUAUCCCAAAGAAAGUGAUGAGGAUAAAAGAGCAAGACUAAAGCGUCUGCAGAAUUCGAUACGAAAUGAGAGAUUACGAAAAAAGAGACUAGACAUUGAAGAUGAUGAAAACGGGGAUGAGGAUGAAACUGGGGAGAAGGGUACUGAUAGGGAUAAGGAUGAUGAGGAUGACGAUGACGAUAAUAACGGGGAUGACGAGGAUGAUGAAGAUGGUAAUAAUGAAGAUGACGAGGAUGAAGAUGAUAAUAAUAAUGGGGGCGACGAGGACGAAGAUGAAGAUAACAAUGGGGAAGAUGAUGAAGACGAUAAUAAUGGGGAUGACGAUGACGAAGACGACAACAAUGGGGACGACGAGGACGAGGAUGAUAAAGAUGAUAAAGAUGAUAACGAAGACGACGAAGACGAGGAUGACGAAGACAAUAAUGACGACGAGGAGGAUGAUGAAGACAAUAAUGAGGACGACGACGACGAGGAUGACAAAGACAAUAAUGGAGACGACGAGGAGGAGGAUGACGAAGAAGAAAAUAAUGGGGACGACGAGGAUGAUGAAGACGAUAAUAACGGAGACGAUGAGGAUAACGAAGAUGAUACCGGGGACGAUGAGGACGACGAAGAAGAUAAUAAUGGGGACGACGAAGACGAGGACGAAGAUGACGAGGAAGAUAAUAAGGACGACGAGGAUGACGACGACAAUAAUGGGGACGACGAAGGUGAUGAUGACGAUGACGAUAAUAAAGAGAAUGACGAGGAGGACGAUGAUGAAAAUAAUGGGGACGACGAGGACGAAGAUGACGAUGAAGAUAAUAAUGAAGACGAAGAUGACGAUGAUGAUAAAAAUGGGGACAAUGACAACGACGAAGACGAAGACGAAGAGAAUGACGGGGACGACAAGGAUACAAAUGGGGAUGACGAAGAGGAUGACGAAGACGAUGACGAUGACGAAGAAGACAUUAAAAGUAAACCAAAAUAUAGACACACGGCCAGAGGUCGAACGAUACAUCGUCUUGCUGACCUCUGCUCAGGUCGGCUUAUAGAUGAAAUAGAUGACGAAUGUUUCUAUGUUGGAUUGGGUCAUGACGGCCAAUCAGCUAAGCGCGGCAACAAUUUCGUGCCCAACGAUUACAAACCAUUCCAAUGCUGUCCAACCAAAUUGGAGAAGUCAACGAAAGUUCCUAAGAUGACGGCCCAGCGGAUUGGACAUACCGAUGGCGAUCAGGGCAAGCGUCCAAUUGGCGGCGGCGGUAAUUUUCAGUUUGCCGGCUCGGCUUCCACAGCCAGCAAGUCGUCCAGCAAGCCAACGGCGACCAAGAAACAGGCCAAGCCCGCCAAGGACACCGAUGACGAUGAUGAGGACGAUGAGGACAAGCCCCUGGUAAAGGUCUCGUAUGCCAACAAACGCUCGGGAGGAAGCAACAAGCCGCAGGCUGGCAAGAAGCCAGUGGCCAAGGGCCAGGACAACGACGACGAGUCCCAGGAAGUGGAGAAGGUGUCCAAGCAGAAGUCGUCAAAGAAGUCCGGCAAGCUGAAUGUGAAAACCGGCAUUAAUUUUUUCCAAAAUCGACUAAAAAAUUUGUAUGAUAUCAUUUUUCAGGAUAUCUCUCUGUGGGAGUAAGGCAACAAUUUAACUGAAUGUGGAUAACCACAGACAGUUAAAUAGUGAUUGUAUGAUUGAAUGAUAUGCCAUACUAAAGUAGCACGUAUACGCACUGUUGUCAACCGAUAAAUCAAAUAUCAAACCACUACCAAAACCAAUACCAAAACCAACUCAAACCUGUAUAGCCACCAAAAGAACCUUCAAUGACAGGUUUCUAUAAUUAAAUGUACAUCAUCUACAUAUGUGUGACUGCAAAAGACAACAACUAUGACUAGAACCAACCAAAUAACUGAACUCGUAUGGCUGUGUGUGUCCAUAGAAAUGAGGUUCUCCCUCACCAACCUUGAAUUGUCUGGCAUUGGCACAUUUGCCAUUUUAACAAUAUCUCAUAAACUCCCGGUGCCAGAUCAGAUCAUAGUCCAUACACUUAAAAGCCGCAAAACCUAAAUCGUUGUUCCACGUUCAGAAGAUCCACGAGUAGCAGAGUCACACGUAACUCAAAAUAAUUACAAAAUAAUCAAGAAAAAAAAACGUACUAACUUAAACUUUGUUGAUAUUUUCGCUUAAACUAUUUUCAAGAGGGACCCUUCCGUGCGAGGGAAGCCCAGAUCUAUAACUAAACUAAACCAAACAUUUGUUGCAUUUUGUCAACGGAUUUCAACAACUUUGUUCAAACUAAAAGCAAUUACUUCAACAAACAACUAUCAAACUUCUGAGAACUUUCACUUGUAUAUUUAGCCAAACAAUCUUUGUUAUUAACAAAUCGAUCGGCCAUUGUCUUUUGUCAAUAACAAACAGCCUAAACUUUUUUGAUACUACUUCUUUUUGUCACAAUAUACAAUUUACAUUUAUGUAGUUAGUCUAAUUUAAACAAGAGCCAAAGCAAAACAAAACAAAACGAAACGAAACGAACAAACGGAUAAAAUAUUUUUUGAAACAAUUUACACCUGACAGUGCCAACUGUUAACUAUUUUAACUGAAACUGAAACUGAAACGUGUAACGAUGAUGAGAGCUUUCAAUUGUUUUCAUAAUAACAACAUUAAGAGCCACACUACACUUUUAUAUGAUACAGCAGCAUAUGUUGCAGCAUACUAUAAUACGUAUACUUAAUUUUGUUGUAUACUCGUUGUUAUGGAAACGAAAAUCCAAUAUUUCUCGCUGAACAAUGGCCUCGCAUACAAUGUAGCUAUGUAGUAGCUUGCCAUUUUGUUUCAUUUGUUUUCUUCUGAGAGCGAUUUCUGUACCGCUCGCUGUUGUUUUUGUUAUCGAUAUUUGAAAAAUAUCGAAUUAUAAAUCUUUAUCAUUAUGUUUUCUUAAGCUAAAGUCUAUCACUCGACACGCAAUUGUAACUAAAUCCAAAUAAAUAUAUGUAAACAAAUUUUGUUGAACAGCAGUUGUUAAGUCAAGAUCAAGCGAAUGUAUUUUUGUCAAACCAAUUUUCAAAAUGAAAAUUGUCAGAUUGUAAGAAUCAAACGCAAGUCAAACUGAAAGCCAUUUUGUAAACAUAAACUCCUGAAAGAAAUUGUAAGAAUAUUCAAUAAAAACCAUCCAACUCAAUAUAA